CGCUUUCAAUUUGAGACGUGUCCUUUCAAAUAUUGAUUGAAUUAAAUCGAUAUAAAACUUGUCAGCUAUUGGAAUUUGCAAAAAUGGACGGAAAUAAUAUAUUUCUUUCUUUAUGUGCGGUCAUAUUCACUUUUGGAGAAGUAUGGUCAUUGGAGAAACCGAAAGGAAUUGAAGAUGAUGUGUACUGCUUGGGUUGUCAAGUUACAGUGAAAGAAAUUGAUCGCAUGUUGCGGAAAAAACCAACACGAGGUAUUGGUGAGACUGUGACUCGUGCACUAGCUCAGGUCUGUGAAAAACAAGUUCUUGACAAGUAUGAGCUCAAAGCAUCCAGAAGUGUGGAAAUCUGCAAGCAUAUCACCAAGGAUGAAGGCCUUGAGGCUGCACUUAUUGGGGAAUACGGAAGGUUGCACGCACAGGGGAAACAGACAUCAUACAUGGAGAUGGCCAGCUUAAUCUGCGGUAAAAUCAUUAAGGCCUGCGCACCAAUGCGACCUAUUGAAAACAUGAAAGAUGAAGAUGGGAGUAUCACUUACGAUCCUGAGACAGAGGGUUUUAAAAUCAAUCCUGGUAAAAAGGUUCGGGUAGCUGGGUCAUCAAGCAGCAAUGACUCCAAGAAAGAACCAGUGAAGCAGUCCAAGCCUGAUAGUAUACCAGUUCGCCAGGCUCACAAUCAUGAAGAAUUGUAAACCAUUCUGUGGAAAUGUUUUAAAGGGAAAUAAUCACUUCCUGGAGUUCAAUUGGAACACCUCGGCCAUCUCCACCAUACAAAGAGCCUCAGAUGUAUGCUUAUGCAGGAGUAAAAUUACAUGUAGUUCAUAAAUUUAAUUAUGAUAUUUUAAUUAAUUGUAGUGCUUCAACAUGUUAUUCUUAUUACUUCAUUAAAAUUGAUUCCCAGUGAAGUGUAUUAUUGCAUCAAUCAUUAAGAUUCCUAAGACUUAUGUCCCAAGGCUUAACUGCUAUAUUGAAAUUACUGCAGCAUAGUUAAAUGUCAAGAAUUCUGACAUUUUAAACCAUCCAUAUACAUCCCAGGUAGUGUCUAAGGAAAAUAGCUGAGAUGCUCCGAUUGCCUGGAGUUUUUGGUGUUUCAAGGAAUAUGAUCUGAUUUUUUGUAGAUUAUAACUUUGUGUUUUUUUAUAUAUAUAUUCCAAGUGUGGUAGAAGGUUAAUGUGUCUUAAAGACAAACAAAAAAGCUGACCCCAAUAUCACAAAAUAUUGAAGUCAAAUCUCAAUCUCAGUUUCAACUCAUUUUACCACAUAAAAGCACACUACGAUUAAAAUCUUGAAUGCUUUUAGUAUUUUAAACCACAUUUCCUCAUAGAAUAUGUUGAUAAAAACAUUUAGUCAAUAUUUCAAAGAAAAUUUAUUCUAUAACUAAAAAUAUAUUAGUUACUGUUUAAAACAUUGAGAUGUACCUUAUCCUUGCUGCAGAAUAUUUUUUUGGAAUCAUGACCAAAGUUUUAAAUCAACUUAUUCAAUGAAAGAAUGCUCUUUUAAAAGGUGUAAAAACAUAUACUAGUAUGAUUUUUAAUAUCUUGUGGAUCCAUGUGGUAAAAUGAGUUGAGACUGAGAUUGAGAUUUGACUAUUUUCAUAAUAUUGGGGCCUGGAACUUAGUAAGAGAUUAACUAAUGGUUUAUUUUUUUAUUAUUUAAGACAAUCAAAAACUACUUAUAAUCAAAGUUUUGCUGGAUUUUUUCAGUAACUUUUAGGAUUUAUUUUUGUAACUGGAUUAAAAUCAAUUUUUUAGACUAACAUUUACCUGCAUUAAUUUUUUAUUGAACAAGAUGCACUUAACUUUUUUUGUCUUUCAAUGCUCAAUUUACAGAUGUAAAAUGUACUGUUGAUGAUUUGUUGAAGCUUUGAAUAUUGCAUAUUGGUAUUGUAUCCUUUUGUAAAAAAAAUAUUUCAAGAGUGUUUUAUUUAAACAACGUUUUGCAAUCAUUUUGCAAUCAUUGUACUGCAAUAUUUCUUGAUAUGUUCUUAUUAUGUUCUUAUUAUGUAUACAUUUUGACUAGUGAUGUUGUAACAAUAGUUGGGUUUCUUUGUGUUGUAGUAGACAUUUAGAAUUAUAAAUAAUUUGUUACUAAUUAUUGUUAUAUAGGUGAUAGAUGUAUAUCCGUCCACUUGUAAAUGAGAAAAACCGUUAUUGAUGUAUGAUCCAUCCACUUGUAUCUAGUCUUUGAGGAAAAUACAUUUUGAAAAACCUUUACAGCAGAAACAAAAUAAUUUCUAUACAAAAUUAAGGUAACGAAAAAAAACUUCGGAAAAUAAUGUAUAAAAGUUUUUCAUCAGCAGCAAGAUUCAAGUUCAAUUGUUUCUUUCUCGGAAAUAUUCUGUGCUCUGUUAACAAUAUCUACAAAGUAACCUUGUAAUGGUCUUGAGCACAGUCAUUGGGGUGAACAUUUUUGUCACCCUUUGUCAUGAAAAUCAAAUGUUGUUUAAACUCUCCUUACUUGUUUAAUUCAAUUUUUAUUGUAAUGUAAAUCAGAGUAAACAUUUCUGUGAUAUUUGUCAUAAUUAUGUGUGUUAUUUUCUUACUUCAAAAGCAGGAAUCUUUUUAUACAAUUUCGGUUUGCAAUAAAACUAU
Messenger RNA from Mya arenaria, 2585 nucleotides. RefSeq lists its product as uncharacterized. The transcript is spliced from 5 exons. The record is from RefSeq and is a predicted model, not a curated record. The coding region runs from base 84 to 686 and encodes 200 amino acids. NCBI's taxonomy places the organism in Eukaryota, Metazoa, Mollusca, Bivalvia, Myida, Myidae.